Messenger RNA from Paramecium sonneborni, 1588 nucleotides. The record is from the annotation of a GenBank genome assembly. Lineage: Eukaryota; Ciliophora; Oligohymenophorea; Peniculida; Parameciidae.
AUGAAUUAAAGUAAUAACUCUUACUUUUAUGAGAUUCCAAAUCGGAAUGAUAUUUUAUGGAAAAGAAUGGAUUCAUUAUAAGUAUUUGAAUUAGUUCGUUCAUUAAAUUAAGAUCAUCAACAGAAUAAAAUUUAUUCGAUUAAUGGAUAGGAUGAAUUAAUAGAGAAACCACAUUAUAAUUUAAAGAAUUAAUAUCUAUAAUCCAAAAAUAAGUACUUAAAUUUGGAAAACCUAAUUUUGAAGAAAACAAUGAAAGAUCAUGUAAUAUAAAUAUUUAUGAUACUAGUAUUAUGGAUUAGAAUUAAGUACAAAUUAUGAAACGUUGUAUUUAUAUGGAUGUAAGGAUAUUAUUGAAGAAUGGUAUAGUUACAUUAAAAUCUAUACAAUUUAAAAUGAUUUUCGAAUGAACUAUGAUUUUAUAAAAUUGACUGGAAAGGGAGCUCAUGCAAAAGUAUAUAAAGUAUAUUGUAAGAGAGAUAAUUAAAUAUACGCAGUAAAGGUUUUUAAAAAGAAAAAUAUAAAUAACAAAGUAACAAAUAAAUAUUAAUCAAAGUUUGGUCUAUUCAAAGAAAUCUAGAUAUUAAGAUAAUUAUAGCAUAAAAAUGUAAUAAGAUUAAAUGAAGUUUAUGAGAAUGCUAAACAUUUAUACUUAAUUUUAGAUUAUCUAGCAGGAGGUGAAUUACUAUCAGCGAUUAGUUAAACAGAAGUAUAUAGUGAAACAGUAGUACAAGAAUUAAUUUAAAAUUUAUUAAUAGCCUUGGAUUAUAUACAUUAAAAUAAAAUUUUGCAUAGAGAUAUCAAACCUUAAAAUUUAUUAUUAAGAUCUUUGAAUAAUAUCACAGAUCUUGUAAUUGCUGAUUUUGGUUUAUCGGAUGAAUAUAAUUGUAAAGGUGAGUAUAUAUUUUAAAAGUGUGGAACUAUAGGAUAUAUAGCUCCAGAAAUUUUAAGAAAUGAAAUCUAUGAUUAUAAAGUUGAUAUAUUUUCUGUUGGUGUUAUUAUGUUUAUGUUAUUAACAGAUUCAAGUCCAUUUGAUGGUAAAAAUACUGAUGAAGUAAUAACAAAUAAUUUUUAUUGUAAAAUAAACUUUGAGCAACUUACAAAGUCUAAAAUAAGUACUCAUGCGUAUGAUUUUGUGAAAUUACUUUUAGAAUAAAAUCCAAAUUUAAGACCAACAGCUUAAGAAGCUUUAAAGCAUGAUUGGUUUUAUUUACCUAAAAUGGAGACUUUACAAUUCUUUUCACUUUCAUUAAAAAAUAUACCAUUGUUUAAUAUCAAAAAAAGACCUCAAUUAUAAUAAAUCUUAAUUUCUUAAUCUCCAUUAUGGAAUAACCUUGGAUCUAAACUUUCUCUUUCAGAUAGUUCAAAAUCAAAGAAUGGUUCAGAAUGUUUAAGCAUCCUUGAUGAUAUUUAAGAUUAAGUUUAAGAAGAGGAAACUUAAGUUGAUUAUAAAUAUUAAUUCAAAUUGAGAUAAUCUAGUAUUGAUGAAAAUUUAGAAGAAAUGAAUGAUAAUGAUUUCUAUAAGUAUACUAAAUCUCCAGCCAGUUUGUUAUAAAUUUAUCAUUUAAGUAUUAAAGGAGGUAGAUAAUGA